GUCCUAUAUAUAGUGCCAAAUUCUACAACACGCCGCUUCACCUACAUUUUCUACUUUCUCUAAAUCUCUCUCUCUCAAACAUCACCACAUCCCCAUGGAAGCUCAAGCAUACAAAGAGCAAGAAGAAGCACUUCUCAUCCAAACACUUGCACUUCAAAUAGACAACAAAGAAGAACUUUCUCAUAAGCAAGAGAAAGAAGACACCAACAACAACGAUCACAAAGAAAAACUAUCUCCUAAACAAGAAAAAGAAGACACAACCACCAUCAACAACAACAUUUCUCCGCCGCCGCCGCCGCUGUAUGAAGUGGAAGAAAUCCUAGGAUAUGAGUUUAAGAACAAGCAGUUAUUGGAAGAGGCUCUCACACAUACCACUUACGGAGCUGAGAAUGAUUAUGAGCGAUUGGAAUAUGUAGGUGAUGCUGUUCUUAACUUGUUGAUGGCAAGGGAACAGUUUGUUUCAUAUCCAAAUUUGAAACCUGGUAUUUUGACUCAAUUGCGGUCAAAAAAUGUGGACUCUGAAAAGCUGGCACGAGUGGCUAUCAAUCAUGGGUUGGAUCGUUAUUUGCGUCACAAAAAGCCACAACUUGGAGAGCAAAUUGAAGCAUUUACUAAAGCAAUUGAAGAUUAUCCUAUACAUUCAAAUGGGCACAUACAUGUGCCUAAAGAUCUAGCUGAUAUGGUUGAGUCAACGAUUGGAGCUCUCUUCAUUGAUUGUGACUCAUCCCUCGAAAUUGUGUGGAAGGUUUUCAGAAAAUUACUUGAACCUAUAAUUGAGCCAAACACCGUUGAGAAGCAUCCCGUUUCAGAGCUUCAAGAAGUUUGUCAGAAGAAAAAAUUGAAUUUACAAUUCGUAGACUUGUGGGAAAAAUCUAUGAACAUUGAUGUCUUCAUCAAUGAGAAAUUUGUUGGAAGAGGCACUUAUGGCUCUAAGAAAGACAUUGCACAUUAUAGAGCUGCAAAAAAUGCUUUGGAUAAUAUAGAAAGGGUGCUAAGUGGAAGCACAUCUAUAGUUGAAGAUGCUCUUGUAGAUUGAUGUUUAUGUUUCUUGAUGAGCACUUUUUGGUCUCUCUUCUUGGGAUAGUUUUUGUGAUGUCUCCUAGAGUGUUGGGGUAGGGUGCCCUCUCUGGGCAUUUCAUGGUCUUUUGUUUCUUCUUUUUCUUGUUCUUUUUGGUUGUUUUGGUUUUUCUUGGACUUGAGUACCCAUUGUAUGUUUUUCUUUCUUUGAUUUAUAUGAUAAUUUUUGCCUUUAAAAAAUAUUGAUGUUUACGUU
Medicago truncatula (barrel medic) is the source of this 1273-nucleotide messenger RNA. RefSeq names its product ribonuclease 3-like protein 3. The transcript has 3 exons. Lineage: Eukaryota; Viridiplantae; Streptophyta; Magnoliopsida; Fabales; Fabaceae. The record is from RefSeq and is a predicted model, not a curated record. Gene Ontology annotation, biological process: siRNA processing. Bases 95 to 1036 code for a protein of 313 amino acids. Gene Ontology annotation, molecular function: ribonuclease III activity; RNA binding. Gene Ontology annotation, cellular component: cytoplasm; nucleus.